GUUCUCAACAAAACCUCAUCCAAGUAACCGGUUCAGACAGUGCGUAAAGAACAAGUUUCAAAAUGAGCCAGCCCAUUCCUACAAUGAACUCCGACUGGAUUAGUUUCAUCCUACUGAUUACUAACGCAUUAGCUUGCGACCAAAGGAACUGCGUAACGUUGUCGUUAUGCCCUCCUCUUCAAAGAUACGUCACAAAUCCGAUAACGAAUUAUACCCUUAGCAGUGUUGAAAGAUUAAUUUGCGGAGUUGACGAAGAAGUUCGAGUCUGCUGUGAUCAAAUGGCCAUCGCUAAUCUGGAGAAGGAAAGCAAACCUUUUUACAAGAAUACGAAGACCUGCGGAAGUCAGGAUCCUAUCUACGAGUUCCCGUGGAUGGUCGGUUUUGUGGCUUAUGGGUGGUCGCUGUGUAGCGGUGCUCUUUUGAAUGAACGUUAUGUGUUAACCUCGGCAAGUUGCAUAUCGCAGAAGGAAAGCCUAAAUCUAUUUACUAUUCUGCUGGGGGAUUUAAACCUUAAGAACAAUUCUUGUAAUCAAACAAACAGCGCGUCUGAAGAAUGCUUACAGGUGAAAUCAUUAUCAAUCGAAGAGGCGAUUCCUCAUCCACUGUUUAACGGAACCUUCAACAAUGUGGGGUUGAUUCGCUUAAAUGAGAGUGUCGUGUUCACAGAGUACAUCCAACCCAUUUGCCUACCAAACGCUACAUCCAAUUGGACCGCAGUUAAUUCAAUGUACACCUCCGGAUUUAUAAUUCACUUUGACCCAAAAACCGAAAGGGAGAAAUUCAAGAGAAAUACAACAAUAAUCCUAAAAUCCCUCGACACGUGCAAAGAAUGGUAUAAACGUCUUGGGCACACAAUAACGUUAAAUGAACUCAACUUCUGCUCCAUUGACAAGGAUGAGACGCCGCUGGCAUUCGUCAAUACAUUCGUCGACCAUGGGGCACCAGUCGUCACUUUUCAUAACAAUCAGUGGUAUGCUGAAGGAAUAGUUUCUUUGGCUGUGGAUGUUGCUGAUCGACAACGGCCGAUAGUGCACACCAAUGUUAGCUAUUAUUUGGAUUGGAUACAUAGUAAUAUGAAAGAUUAGGAAUAAGUGGCACAGGAUGGCUGAAGAUGUAAUCCAAUUUCGCGUUGAAUCAAAAAAAGAACUGAAAUAAAUUCAGCGUCAAAUUUGAAGUGUUUAUCGGGAACGAACCUCAAUACACUCGUCACACGAACCUGUCAAUUUAUUUCAAAUUCUGAAUAAAAUUAAAAAUUAAACGUCUGUAAGAGUUACGUGGUAGGUAUAUUCACAAUUAAAUGUCCAUUGCUAACUAUGACGCUGAACUUUAUGCUUGAUAUAUUAUUGC
This is a messenger RNA of Photinus pyralis (common eastern firefly), 1347 nucleotides long. RefSeq names its product phenoloxidase-activating enzyme-like. Gene Ontology annotation, molecular function: serine-type endopeptidase activity. Bases 63 to 1085 code for a protein of 340 amino acids. Gene Ontology annotation, biological process: proteolysis. The record is from RefSeq and is a predicted model, not a curated record. Lineage: Eukaryota; Metazoa; Arthropoda; Insecta; Coleoptera; Lampyridae. The transcript has 4 exons.